Messenger RNA from Protopolystoma xenopodis, 957 nucleotides. NCBI's taxonomy places the organism in Eukaryota, Metazoa, Platyhelminthes, Monogenea, Polystomatidea, Polystomatidae. The record is from the annotation of a GenBank genome assembly.
AAAGCGGCUCGUAUUGUCGAAGAGCGGAAGGCCAACAAGGAAGCAAAGCUAAUGACUCAGAACCAAUUGCAGGAGUCUACAAAUACUUCAGCUGGAAUCCAGACUGAUCAGGCAUCUUUUGAGUCAAUGCCUCAAAUCGACCUACCCCCUCCUCCAAUGGCCCCUCCAUCUGAGCCAAAGUCGCAAGAGUCUAUUAAUCUUAAUCAGACUUUGGAGGAGAAAGAGAUACGGGAUCACGAGGUUUCUGAACAGCUGGAACCUCAGGAAUUGCCGCAGACGCCAUCACCUCGCACCAUGCCAGUUGAUUACGGUCCAAAAUAUGCAUUUUCUAUGCUUGUUGAGCCGGAUGUUGGGUGUCUUACCUUUGAUGAACUUGAUUAUACCUAUAGGCUAUGCCCUUUUGACCGGGCUUUUCAGGCACCACGUGGCUCAACUUCUGGUGGAACUCUACUGGGUCAAUGGGCUGGCUGGCUGGGAAAGGGGCAUCCAAAGCCAGGCACGAUAGCUGACGUAGACGAGGCUAGGGGAGAGACCAUAGAUAAACAGAAGCAUGACGCUUCAGAUGACAGCUCCACUUCUGAUUCAACUGAUGAAGCUGGCGAAUUUGAGAAGAAAAUUGAUCAGUCGUCCGAGCGAAAGCUGGAGAGGACAUGGAAAACCGAUCAAGAAGAGGACGAGAAUGAGGAGGAAGUUGAAGAGAAGAAGCGAGAUCGCGUUUAUGAUAUUAUGCUAUACGAAAACGGUGUUCAAUGCUGGAAUGGGCCCGCUAGAUCUGUCAAGGUUUACGUACACUGUGGCAGUAAAAAUGAAAUAACUUCUAUCAGCGAGUCUUCUCGUUGCCUCUACGACUUUCAUUUGUCUACUCCGGCUGCCUGUCAUCUCCCAGCUGAAAAGGCUUUGGCUGCUAAGUACCCUGAGAUGGUUUGGGAUGACCUACCUGUACACACAGAGCUCUAA